This is a messenger RNA of Xiphophorus maculatus (southern platyfish), 3932 nucleotides long. Its product is annotated as C-reactive protein-like. The transcript has 5 exons. NCBI's taxonomy places the organism in Eukaryota, Metazoa, Chordata, Actinopteri, Cyprinodontiformes, Poeciliidae. The record is from RefSeq and is a predicted model, not a curated record. The coding region runs from base 2943 to 3620 and encodes 225 amino acids.
ACUAAUCUCAUGAGCUGAGUUUAUCCUUCUUUUCCAUAGAUGAACAACACAUAUUAUAAUUUUGUUUUAACAUAACAUGUCUUAAAAAUGGUGAUGACUUCACCACUACCAGAUAUAUUUUCAUUGUUCUUGGACAUCUACUAGAUCUAUUUCUUCAGAAUCUUCACACCUUGUAUUUUAGCAAUAAAUAAUCCUAUAUAAUAGACAUUUUUUACUUAGUAACAGUAGACAAAAACAAAUAGGAAUUAUGUAGCUAACUGAAUUACAACAAUAUGCAAGCGCAAUUAAGAACCCCUUUACAGAGGCAACUCACCCGUAUAAUCGUGACAAGUUUUGUUUUCUUGAGGAAGACUAAUGAUGAAGAGAUUAUUAAACCCAGAAAAUCUUCAGUCUGCAGAACGUUUUCACAUUAAAUGAUAAUUUUAGAUUUACAGUGCUGGUUUGGAGUGAAUCUUUCUUGAAGCAAGAUGGACGAAACAGUUGAACAUGGGAUAAUUUUUCAUGUCUUUGUUGCUUUUACAUGUAUAAUUUUUUGUGUUUCAUUUGUUCAAAGAAGUAUAUCAUUGUUGUUGCAGUGAAUAGCUAGCAAACAAUACAAUUGAAAGAGAGUAAACACAAGUAAUAGGAUAAAGAAAAAACUCAGCUUUGCAGAUAUGAUCUAUCCUUGUGUCUCCAAGAAUUACUGCAAAACCGACAGACUUGGAUUCCACAUGUAAAAAAGCAACUUUUGAAUCCAUAUGACUUCAUUAACGUAGUUAUGUCAUUUAAGCCAAGAGUUAAAUACUUCUAAGUAUCAAUACAGAGAUAUUGGAAAUAACCAAUUUUUUGCCAUUUUGAUUCUAAUAUUUCUCUUGUACUUUUCUAAAUGAAUUCAAAUCAGCCGUUUUGGACUUGCAAUAAAAGCAAUGUACAAAAAGUGCUGAUGAAUACAUUUAUGUAGAGCAGAAAUCACUAAAUCAGCAGUUGAUGCAAAAUGUGAUGACUGUUGUUGAAUUGUCAUUUGUGCUUCUGUAUUUUUAGGCAACUGUGAGGUCUACUUACAGUACUCUGUCUACAGUGGUGUACACACAACAAAGGAUGCAUCUCAAAAAAUUAGAAUAUCAUUAUAAAUUGAUGAAAAAAGUUAAAAAUUGCUUACAAAGCUGUCUGUUCACAGAACGCUGUAUACUAGUGAAAGUGUAAGAAAAACACAGGUAUAAAAUGGUGCACAGGAAACAGGAAUAGCACCUUCACACAAUGCUACAAUAAAUCAGUAAUUCAUAUUAUUCAUAGUAUUAGGUGUAUAUACUGAUCAAUACAGUCACCAGGCUGACAUUUUUGAAUUAAAAUUUAGUUUUUACUGGUUUAAUGUGAAAUUCACAUUUUCCAAGAAGCUAAAUUUUGGUGUUUCAUUUGCAGUAAGUCAUAAUAAUUAAAAUAAAGUAGAACUAAAAAUCCGAGUCUUUGUAAUGAGUUUCAUGUUUUCAACUAAAUUACUGAAAUAAAUGAAAUUUUCAAGAUAUUGCUAUAUUUAUAAAAUUACAUUUCCACUGACCUGUAUUCUUUAUUCUGAUUGUAUUCUGACCUUCAGAACACAACCAAUUUCUGCAAUAAUUUCGGCAUAUUACGAACUCUUAAUAAAAGAGAAGCUUUAUAACUUCUUGACAAAACACAUCACCUUUGUCUCAUGAUCCUUCAGUGAAAGUGUUGAUUCCAACAAAAAUAUCUAAACCCAUAAAGGUCAUAAAAUACAAAUCAAAAACCUUCACAUGACUAUUUUACAAGAGUAAGCUAAAGCACUUCCCUUUCAUAUUUCCCCAUUUAAAAAACUGCUGAGCUGGAACAGAUAAAACAAGUUUAGGGUUGUGUCUACAUUAAAAUAAAAAGAAAAAACAGAAAUAAAAUUAGUCAUUUAAAAAGUAUUAAAGUGAGAACUUGAGAUAAUAAAUGGAUAGAGGAUAAUGUAAAUGUCUCAUUAAGAUGUGAGAAGUAGCUUCCUGUUAUCUGAAACAUUUAACUGUAAUGACAACUAAGAAAAAAAUGUUGGUUUUUUUGUCUAGUUGUAAGAUUUUCAGUUGCAGUGAUUCACAUUUUAUCACUAAAGAGUGAUUUGAAUCUCUUCACUGAUAGAGUAGUGAUUAAAUUUCACUAAGUCUUAACUUCAUGUGCAAGUAAAUACUGUGGAUAAACAGUUUUUCAUGCCAUUUGUAUCAAAUCAUAUAUAAAUCAAGUAUGUAUUAUAUGUGUUUGAUAUUGUGUAGGAUGCAGCUCUGGAGACUGUAAGUCUGAAAGAGUGUAAACACAGAAGUUUCCAUUUAAGCUACGCACAAAAAAGCAAACACCUUUAACCUAACUUAACCCUUCACUUAUUAAAAAUGAGAAGAUUAUGUUGAGUUCAUCCAGAAAUAACUGAAAUAACUUUGUUUCAUAGCAGAAAAGACAGUUUCGGAGUAUGAAAAGUUGCUUGAUUUAAAGUAAAAUGUGUAUAGAUAUAUAACACAAAAUAGUUAAAGAUUUUGUGUAAUUUGGAGGUCUUUUGAAAUAUUUGGAUAUUUUUCAUAGCAGAAAAGAGAGUUUUGGAAUAUUUCAAAUCAAACGCUGCUUGAUUUAAAUUAAAGUGUGCACAAAUGCUUUCUAUUUUGAUAAAUAACUCGCCUCUUUUUAUUUUCUUUAUAUUUCAACUAAGAAUUAAAGUUCCACUCAAACAUACACCAGUUUUUGUUGCUUAAUACACGCAGCCAUGAAUGAGAACUAUCUUAUCAAGUCACAGGUUAAUCAGGUUAAUGACCCUCUAAAUUUAGCUUAUCAAGAGGUAAAAAAUCGCACUGUUAGCAGGCCUGAUGAAAAAGAGAACCAGAUCAAAGAAGUUCUCACAAAAAAUGCCUGGAUAAAGUUAUGAUGUGACUUAGUAUAAAGGCACAAACCUCUCAGAGCUGCAUCAAAGUCUUCACACUGAUUUUAAGAUGAAGCUGCUGCUCUUAGUGGGAAUGCUGACAGCAUGUGCUGCAGUGACCCAAGAUCUGUCUGGCAAGAUGUUCACCUUCCCACUUGAAACCAACACAGCUCAUGUGAAGCUAACAACUACAAAACAGGAUUUUAAUGCAGUAACUGUUUGCCAAAGAUCCUUUACAGACCUCCAAAGAAGCCACGUCCUAUUUUCUUUAGCUGUUCCCACUUUUUCCAAUGGCUUUAUGGUUCUUUGGGAUGGGUCUGACAAAGAAUUAGAGAUCUACACCCAGGAUAAAAUUGCAGUAUUUGGAAAAACUGACUACAAGCAAAACACAUGGCACUCUAUCUGCGCCACCUGGGACUCCGCAUCUGGAUUGGUGCAGCUGUGGUUGGAUGGACUACCAUCAGUUAGAAAAUUUACCAGCUCUGGAUCAAACAUCAGAGGAUCUCUCAUAAUUAUGUUAGGACAGGAGCAGGACAGUCAUGGCGGCGGGUUUGACAUCAAGCAGUCUUUCGUUGGGAUGUUGUCUGAUGUCCACAUGUGGGAUUACGUCCUCUCUGCCUGUGAGAUCCAGAAAUAUGUGAAUGAACAGAACUUCACUCCAGGAAAUGUGCUGAACUGGGCGGCUCUGGAUUAUCAGAUAGUAGAAAAAGUGGUGGUAGAGAAUAAAGGUUUGUUCUUGAACUGUUAAACUAAUACCAUCACUUACAAAAAGUCGCAAUCAUAAAAGAAUGCCUGAUAUUAAAUCAUUGCUCUUUAUAGUCUUUUUUUGUUGUUGCUUCUUUUGAGACACGCUUUUCAUGGGAAAAGAAUAACACACUCCCCACCCACUCACAUUCUCCGGUGAGUCACACACUGGUAUAUAAUGAGUACGAGACACUGUCGUCCUGUCACACAACCAGUCUAACAGAAUGCUUUAUGUGAGGGAGAGGUAAAUUGUAACUAUCUGUUCUUAUAAAAGCUUUGUUUUGUCUCUUAAUAAAUGAGAAAAGCCUGUGUUGCA